Bradysia coprophila is the source of this 860-nucleotide messenger RNA. RefSeq lists its product as uncharacterized. NCBI's taxonomy places the organism in Eukaryota, Metazoa, Arthropoda, Insecta, Diptera, Sciaridae. The record is from RefSeq and is a predicted model, not a curated record.
AUUUUCCAUAAUUUGUUAAUUAAAAUCGACAAUCGUGUACCUGCAACAAUCAUUAGGUGGUUUGUUUUAGACAUUGAAAAUGUUGCUAAUUUUGCGUAUUAUUUUCUUAAUAUGUCUUGCUUUGGUUAGUGAUUGCUUUGCUGACAAUUCUAUAGUUGUUAACUCGCAAUCCAACUCCUAUUUGCGGAACAAGGAAAUUGAGAAUGAAGAAUGUACCUGGGAUGCUCCGGACAAUGUGCUUUCCGUAUCGAUUGGUCCAUGUCUCGACUCACCCGGCUGCCUUAUGCCUGAUUGCUGUGGCUUUACCAGUGGCAGACUCACAAAUAUUUCUAUAAUUUAUGUUGCGCCCAUUGACAUGGUAGAAGCUACGACACAUGGUUACAUAGUUGGAGCUUCUGUUGGAGAUAUGUCAAAUCCAUUGAUUCACGUGCCGAUACCGACUACCCAAGUACCAAAUUUAGCUGUCACUUAUGACUACGAAUCUUGUAACUGGACACCAUGUCCGCAAAAGGCUGGGAAAGUGUACAGAUUCGAUGGCUUGUUCACCAUUCCCACUACAGCUCUCACAACAUUGGUCGUAAAUGCAAAUUUUGUGGCUCAAAUUAAAUCGAAUGCACCUGGCAAUCCGAUAUUGUUUUGUAGACGAAUAUAUGCACGAAUUUUGAACCCAGAGAUUGCGAGGAGUGUUACUGCUGUUCUCACCAAUCCGUUGCUCGGCGUAACUUUACUCGGUUAAUUGAAUUGAUUAAACAGCACCUCUUGCAGUAAUUUUUGUUUUUACUUGAAAUUCUUAGAGCCAUUGGAAGAAUAAUAGAGAAGUUGCGAUGUUCACUUACAAUUACAAGUUGACGUGAAACGUG